CUUGCUAAUAGGAGAAUAGAGGGUGGGAAUUUUCUCUCUCCUCUGAGGAGUAGAGAAAGGAGAGUCCUAUCUGUGAAGCCUUUUAAUGGAGGAACAACUCAACCCCUUAGCUGCUACUCAUCUCCUCCAGCACACACUAAGGAGCUUGUGCAUGCAUGACAACUCCCAGUGGGUCUAUGCUGUGUUCUGGAGGAUCUUGCCUAGGAAUUAUCCACCACCCAAAUGGGAUCUUCAAGGAGGGGCUUAUGACAGAACCAGAGGAAACAGAAGGAAUUGGAUACUGGCAUGGGAGGACGGGUUCUGCAAUUUUGCUGCUUCCUCAUGCGAGCAAGCGGCGAUCGACUCGAGGAGUUGCCCUGGGGGCUCCUCAGCCUACGAGCCUCAGCAGAUGAAGGGCCUCAAACCUGAGCUCUUCUUCAAGAUGUCACAUGAGAUCUACAACUAUGGAGAAGGUUUGAUCGGAAAGGUUGCCGCAGAUCACAGCCAUAAAUGGGUGUUCAAGGAACCCAGAGAUCAUGAAAUCAAUUUCCUCUCCACAUGGAACAACCCUGCUGAUUCUCUUCCAAGGACUUGGGAGGCUCAGUUCCAGGAUGGAAUCAAGACAAUUGCUUUGAUUGCAGUCAGAGAAGGAGUUGUACAAUUAGGAGCUUUUAACAAGGUGAUGGAGGACAUAAGCUAUGUGGUUCUACUCCGCAAGAAGUUCAGCUACCUCGAGAGCAUCCCAGGCGUCCUCCUACCGCACCCUUCGUCGGUGGCCUUUCCGGCGAGGAUGGAUGGGUGCAAUGCAUCUGAGAACUGGCCGGCGAUCGCACCGCCCAUGGAGUUCUACGACCACUUCAGCCCGCAGGUAGGGAUCACCCCGUCCAUGAGCAGCCUGGAAGCACUCCUCUCCAAGCUCCCCCCGGUGGGGCCUGCACCAUCCGGGUCCUCAUCGGGGUAUUACGAGAUGCCGCCUGGGCUGGUGUCAGCUCAGAGGCCUCCAAUGGGGUUGGUUGGAAUGGAGAGGGUGGCCAAGGAAGAGAUGGAUCAGGAGCAUAGGAAUGAGAGAGGCAUGGACUUGGGUGGGGAGAGCAGCAGCUCCAUGUCCUAUUAUCUCAAUGCGACUAAGCCAAAGGAGGGGUAGUUUUGAGGAGGAACACCUCGAGCAAAAUGGAGACACUGACUGAGAGUAGGUGUUCAAGACUGCAAGUAUUGAGAGCUGUUCUUAUUCUACGCAACUUCAUCCAUCUUUUGUAAGCUUUGGUAUCUACGAGGCCAUGUCAGUUUGAUCCGGUGGGUUUUGCCUUCUCAGCUCCUGAGAAGGAACAUGGUGUGCGCUGAGGGAAGGACAUGGUCAUUAAAAACCAUACCAAAAUGCAUGAGCAUUAUCCAUUAUCGGAUGAUUCGGGUACCUUUGUUACGGA
This is a messenger RNA of Elaeis guineensis (African oil palm), 1403 nucleotides long. Its product is annotated as protein RICE SALT SENSITIVE 3. The record is from RefSeq and is a predicted model, not a curated record. Lineage: Eukaryota; Viridiplantae; Streptophyta; Magnoliopsida; Arecales; Arecaceae.